GGUAACGCGUAUCUUGUUAUUUUUCGCGGGAAUCGUACGACAACUGAUUUGUUUUUCGACAAGAACUUCUCCAUUCAAAUAAACCAUGUCUAAACGUCCCAAGUCAAAAGAGAUAGUGGAAUCUGGUAGCGAUAAUUCUGAAGAAGAAGAGGAAGUCGAGCAAGAGACGAAAAAACAAAAGAAAGCCAAAUCUAGUGCUGUAUCUGAAGCAAAACAAGAUGAUGGUAAUUAUGUUUUCCCUAUUUCCAGAAAUCGCCAAGUUUCCGUUAGAGAGUUCAAAGGAAAGGUUCUCGUUGAUAUCAGAGAAUUCUAUGAAGACAAGAGUGGAGAUCUAAAGCCGGGAAAGAAAGGUAUUUCUCUCCAAUUGGAACAGUGGGAGAAACUCAAAGAACUCAUGGAUGACAUAGAUGAAGCCAUAUCAAGCUUUUAAGUAGCAAUAGGAAAUUCAUAGCUACAUUACAGUCUACAAUCAUUUUUGAUGGGCAGAAUUGUGAUUGGAUGAAGUGCAAUACUACAAAGGGAAGCCUUUUCAGUGUUGUUGGGUAUACCACUUAUACAACAUGUGUGUGCUGUACAGUUUUCAACAUGUGGAAAAUCAUUCUCAUUAUCUACAAUGUACUUACAAAAUUGAUAUUUGGUGGAAAAGGAGGAAACAUCCCUAGAUGAGGCAACAUUGGUGGUGGUGGAGGCGGCCGGGGUCUGGAUGGUGGAAACAUGCUAAAACUUGUGUAACUACUCUAAGAUAAAACAGAAUAGAAAAGUAUAAAAUACGAGAUUUACGUCAAUGAAUAUCAAUAGUUUCCCAUAGUUCCUGCCUUCCCAAAACAAAUUACUGUAAAUUCUGAUGAAAGGUAUCUUUGUGUUCUGAUGCUGAGUCAUACAUAAUGUCGGCAUACUUACAGUCACAUGGGGUGGAUGUCCUGGCCAAGGUAUGUUUGAAUGUUGAUACCACUGUGGAGGCCCUGGAGGUCUGUAAGGAUGAUGAUGAUGAGGCGGAGGCGGCAGAUGAUCAUGAUGAGACUGAGUAUCAUUGCUGUGGUAUAGUUGUGAUUUAUCAACUUGUUGGCUGGAAAAACAGAAAAAAAUGUCAGUAAAGGCCACCAACACUCACUGAGUGGCUCUGCAACUCAGAACUUAAUAUGCAGCACAUUCUAUAUUUUAGAUAAUUUCAUUUGGGAUUCAACUUCUUAAAAUUAAAUUUACCACAGUAAACGUUUGAGAUUUUAAAGUCCCAGAGGUUGCAGUACCAUAAAAAUAGCUCCAACAAGACCAUGAAACAAUGCUGCUUAACCACCACAGUUUAUGUGGUAAUUAAUGUCUUACAAGUUAGAGUGCAUACCAUAGAUCCGUGAAAAAGUUAACUAACAAAACUUUAAUGCAAAGUUUUGUAGGUUUACAGCCUAUUGUAAUCUACCUACUGAACUUACUAAUUUGUGCAUUAUUUUACGAAGGUUUUCACAGAUAUUUGGUAUGCACUCUACCAAUAGUUUUAUUCCCAAAACAUUUAAUUUAAAUACAGGGGUAUCAAGUGUUGGAAAACUAUCUACCUUUUUCUUGAUCUAAGGAAGGUAACUUGGCAGGUAUAAGGUGUAGGGAAGGAGUUGAUUACUGCCUCAUGCCAGUGACCACUUGGAUGUUCUGGUGCAAGACAAAUAUCACUCACUCUCCACUGAUCGUUAGAAUGACGUGGGGUCUGAGAUGAUGACCAAUUCAUGCUUGUCGCUGUUUCUGUCCUUGGCUGAAAGCAAUGUCAUAUUAAACUUUAUUAUUUUGUUC
Messenger RNA from Actinia tenebrosa (Australian red waratah sea anemone), 1776 nucleotides. RefSeq names its product activated RNA polymerase II transcriptional coactivator p15. Lineage: Eukaryota; Metazoa; Cnidaria; Anthozoa; Actiniaria; Actiniidae. The record is from RefSeq and is a predicted model, not a curated record. Gene Ontology annotation, molecular function: DNA binding; transcription coactivator activity. Gene Ontology annotation, biological process: positive regulation of transcription initiation by RNA polymerase II.